Messenger RNA from Lacerta agilis (Sand lizard), 2027 nucleotides. It is a transcript of the gene TTC39A, whose product is annotated as tetratricopeptide repeat domain 39A. The record is from RefSeq and is a predicted model, not a curated record. Bases 178 to 1923 code for a protein of 581 amino acids. Gene Ontology annotation, molecular function: protein binding. The transcript has 18 exons. Lineage: Eukaryota; Metazoa; Chordata; Lepidosauria; Squamata; Lacertidae.
CCGGCAACUUGUAGGGGAGGAGCCGCCACCCAGCAGCGCGGAAACCUUGCUCUGGAGCCGCCUGCCUCCACUUUCCCGGCGUUAUGAGUUUGCCGCUGGCUUUCGAGGCGGAGCGGGAUUUUUUUUUUUACCUCAGCAGCAGCUCGCUUCAUCUCGAGACGAGCCUAGCAGAACCUCAUGGACGCGCAAAGUAGCCGCAAAAGCAACAGCAGCAGCAGCAAGAAAAAGGAGCUGAGAUCAUCUGCACUGGACUUGAAUGUUGCUCUCAGUGAAUGUAUGGCAGCUAUGGAUCUGUUUCUAAAUAACAAAUUCCAGGAUGCCCUUGUUUCUCUGCAAACUAAAACAAAGGGGAGUAUGUAUCAUGCAUUGACAUAUGCCACCAUAUUGGAAAUGCAAGCCAUGAUGACUUUUGACUCUCAGGACAUACUGAAUGCUGGAAACACAAUGAAAGAAGCUCAAGCCAUAUGUCAGAAGUUUCGGAAGAAAUCCACCGUGGCCGAUUCAUUCAACAAUUUAGUGCACAGACGCAAUGUUGACCAAUUAACGGAAGAGGAAAUUCAUGCAGAAAUUUGCUAUGCCGAAUGUUUGCUUCAGAGAGCUGCUCUUACAUUCCUUCAGGAUGAAAACAUGGUUAGCUUUAUCAAAGGCAGCAUCAAACUCAGAAACAGUUAUCAAACAUAUAGGGAGCUGGACAGUCUAAUACAUUCUCCCCACUAUGUUAAAGGAGAAAAUCAUCCCCAUUUUGAAGGUGGCGUAAAGCUAGGAGUUGGGGCAUUUAAUCUGACUUUGUCUAUGUUACCAUCAAGGAUUGUACGGUUACUGGAGUUUGUUGGGUUUUCAGGAAGUAAGGAACAUGGUCUGCGACAGCUUCAAGAGGGAGCCUCAGUGUACAGCUUUAGGUCCGUGCUGUGCACUAUGCUACUGCUCUGCUACCAUACCUUCAUGACUUUUGUGCUAGGGACAGGAAAAGGAAAUGUUGAAGAAGCAGAGAAACUUCUUAAGCCUUACUUGGCUCGAUAUCCAAAAGGAUCCAUAUUCCUGUUUUUUGCAGGGAGAAUAGAAACAAUAAGAGGCAAUGUUGAUGGAGCCAUCAAAAGGUUUGAAGAAUGUUGUGAAUCCCAGCAGAAUUGGAAACAGUUUCAUCACAUGUGCUAUUGGGAACUCAUGUGGUGCUUCACAUACAAACGUCAGUGGAAGAUGGCAUACUUCUACGCAGAUCUACUCAGCAAAGAGAACACCUGGUCAAAGGCUACAUACAUAUAUAUGAAAGCAGCUUAUCUCUGUAUGUUUGGACCAGAUGAUCAUAAGCCUUUUGGGGAUGAUGACGUUGCACUAUAUCGGGCUGUGCCUAGUUUGAAGCUGAAAAUAGCAGGAAAGUCCCUCCCUACAGAAAAGUUUGCAAUUCGGAAAUCCCGCCGAUAUCUAUCCUCAAAUCCUGUUCCACUUCCUGUACCUGCUUUGGAGAUGAUGUAUGUCUGGAAUGGUUAUGCAGUGAUUGGGAAGUGUCCUGACCUGACUGGCGGUAUGUUGGAGUGCUUGGCAGAUGCAGAAACAGCCCUGGAAAGGAGCCCAGCUACAGAUUUGUUUGUUGAUGAUCAGUGUGUGAUCAAGUUACUGAAAGGGUUGUGCUUGAAAUAUCUUGGCAAGAUUUCAGAAGCAGAAGAACACUUCACUUACAUUUACUUAAAUGAAAAGAAGAUAAAGUACGAUCAUUAUUUAAUUCCAAAUGCGCUACUUGAACUUGCUUUAUUAUACCUGGACCAAGACAGAAGAGAAGACGCUGUAAAGAUCCUGGAGCAAGCAAAGCAAAAUUAUAAGAAUUAUUCCAUGGAAACAAGAACACACUUCAGAAUUCAAGCUGCUUUGCACCAAGCCAAAUUGUCUGCAGAAAAUGGUGUUCUGGAAGCGGAGGUUUCAUGUUAACUUUUAAAAAAGAAAUACUGUUUGGUAUGCAAACUGCCACAAGAGGACAUUACAGGCAAUAGUUUUAAGGUGGUCUUUAUCAAGUUUAGCACAAAAACGUAUUU